Aspergillus candidus is the source of this 2655-nucleotide messenger RNA. RefSeq names its product E3 ubiquitin-protein ligase HRD1 (gene hrdA). Gene Ontology annotation, molecular function: zinc ion binding. NCBI's taxonomy places the organism in Eukaryota, Fungi, Ascomycota, Eurotiomycetes, Eurotiales, Aspergillaceae. The record is from RefSeq and is a predicted model, not a curated record. Bases 349 to 2502 code for a protein of 717 amino acids. Gene Ontology annotation, cellular component: cytoplasm. The transcript has 2 exons.
CUCGACGGUCUGCUUGAACGUACGAAUUCCGUCCAUUUCUCUUCGGGACACCCGUUGGUUCUCAAUGUCCCGCUGAGGUGCUUGUUUCGAUUUGGUCAUCUUGUCCAUGAUCUCGGGCUGGUUGCCCACAUAUUCCCCUUUGUGGCCAUGAGAUUAGCCGCCUACGCUGGGGUAAGUGGCUGAUGGAUGCUCCCCUUUUCGGUCAUGGAGGAAAAAAGGAACCCCCAGAUUGACGUUCUGUCAUAGGCCUCGGUGGCUCUGGCCACGGGUGUGUUUCUAAAAGCGCUGCAUCAACGGGCCAACUUCUACGCCGCUUGUGUCUACCUGUCCCAGAGUAGCGCAAAUCUCAUGAUCCUGACGAAUGUUUCCCUACUGGCCGUCGGAUUCUUGCUCUUCUGGCUCCAACGUCUCCUCUACGGACCCCUCCGACCCAUCGAGACCGAACAAUUGUACGAGAAGGCAUGGUUUGCCGUGACGGAAACAUGUUUGGCCAUGACAAUCUUCCGCGGAGAACUGGGAGGCUGGUUUUUGGUCAUGUUCGUCUGCUUGCUGGCCGGGAAGGUCUGGGGUUGGAUCGGAGAGGGUCGCGUCGAGUUUGUGGAACAACAGCCGCCGCCCAAUCCCCGAUGGUUCCACGCUAGACUGGCCACCUCGUUGCUCCUGUCCGUCGCGUUCAAUUCCCUGAUGCUGAAAUACUGUGUCCAGACCGUGCUGGAACAGGCACGACCGGACAUGAUGGUCAUGUUUGGUUUUGAGUUCGCCGUGCUCACCAUCCUCUCCACCUCGACGGCCGCCCGGUACUCCAUCACCUUGGUCGAGAUCUACGUCAACAACCAGCAGAAGAAGGCGCGGAUUGAGGAGCGGCGUCAGGAGAUCCGAGAGGCGAGGGCGGAAACUGUGCGACAACAGGCCCUGAGAGGGGAGCCCUCUCCGACGUUGCCCCCGGACGAGGAGGUCGACGAGAUGGAGCUGGACAUCCCGGGCUGGGAGGAGAAAGGCCGCUGGAUAUUCUACCUCGACCUAGCCACGGACUUUUUGAAGCUGACCGUCUACCUCACCUUCUUUGCCAUUCUGUUCACCUUCUACGGCUUGCCCAUCCAUAUCCUCCGCGACGUCGUCGUCACCAUCCGCUCCUUCGCGCGCCGCAUCAUGGACUUCAUCCGCUACCGGAAUGCGACGCGGGACAUGAACGAGCGCUAUCCGGAUGCGACCGCCGAGGAAGUGGCCCGGGAGGAAGUCUGCAUCAUCUGUCGCGAAGAAAUGACCCCGUGGCAGCCACCGGCGGGCGGCGCCCGGCCCCGGAUACCCGAACGGCUCAGACCCAAGAAGCUGCCUUGUGGUCACAUCCUGCACUUUGUUUGCCUCCGGAGCUGGCUCGAACGACAGCAGAACUGCCCCACCUGUCGACGCCCGGUCAUCCCCCCGCCGCGUCCCCACGGCGCCCAGGAGGGUGGCGGUCUUGGCGCGCAGCCGAACCUGGCAGGCGGAAACAACCAACCUCCGGGUCGCAAUGGACCCGCCGAUGGGCUGCCUCGCGCCCGCGUGUUUCAGUUUGGGCCCUUCCGCAUCGGCUUCGGGGCCGGGAGGGGGGACGUUUUCCGCAACCUGCACCAGCAGAUCCACCAGAACAACGCUCCGGGGCCGCUCGCGAACGCGAACCCUCCCCCCGGCGCGAGACAGAUCGGGUUCGGCUUUGGAUUUGGGCGGCCUCCGGCCCCGGCCCCGGGCCCGGCCCUCGCUCCGACACAGGCGCCCCUGCCGUCCGCGGCGAGUACCGCGGACAUGCAGAGCCAUCUCCAGCAGAUGGAGCAGCAGAUCGUGCAGGAGAUCAACAACCUCCGGGUCACGGUCGACCAGCUGCAUCUGGUCCGACUGCUGCAGUCGGAACUCCAGCGCCUUCGGAACCUGCCCGCUACCCCGUCGAACCCCCCAGGGAUUCCAAUCCCGACUGCCUCCGCGGCCUCGUCCGCCGGAUCGCCCGUCGCCCUGCAUCGUCAGUUCGCGUCCGAUCCGCGCGCCCCCGCGAUGACGGCCAACGACACCCGACUGCCCGAGGGACUCAGUCUGCCCCCGGGGUGGUCGCUUCUCCCGCUCCACGCAACCGACGCUCAGGCGCCGGGGUCGACGGGAGUGCGGGGCACCGACCCUGCGACGCCGACCGUUCCUGCGACGCCGACCGUUCCCACGACGGACGUUCCGACACAAGCCCCCGACGACGGUCCGAGCCCAUCGGCCCAUGCGCCUCCGGCGCACGAGGAUCACGAACGGGUCCCCGAUCCUACCCCAACGACGGCGACAUCCCCGCCGUCGACGGUGCCCCAAUGGAACUUUGGAAGCCCCACAGGGCCCGACGGGUCGUCGAAUGUAUCAGCAGCCCCACCACCGGCAGAGUCAUCGGCCGGGGUGGACGGGCAGGCUGCAGGAGAGGAAGGGGACUCGGAGUCCUCCAAGGGGAAGGCCCGGGUAGCCACGGUCGAGGAAACGGUAGACGAGGAGACAUGACGAUAAUGUUUGUAUCUUUUUAUUGGCAAUUGGAUUGUAAAUCAAGGGUCUUUAAAUAUCCUUUUUCAGUUAGCUUUUUCUGUUCUAGCAUGGUCAUCUAAUAUACUAUCCUGUAAAUAUCUAUUACACUAUCAAGUUAGAGGAAGCUGUCUG